Molecule: messenger RNA, 888 nt
Organism: Plasmodium yoelii
Lineage: Eukaryota; Apicomplexa; Aconoidasida; Haemosporida; Plasmodiidae
Product: RING zinc finger protein, putative
Exons: 7
Coding region: 1-888 (295 amino acids)
Biological process (GO): protein ubiquitination
Cellular component (GO): cytoplasm
Molecular function (GO): ubiquitin protein ligase activity
Source: RefSeq, a predicted model, not a curated record
AUGGGAAUAAUAAAUUCUACCACAGUUAAUAAUAUAGAUGAUGACAAUGAAAAUUAUAAUACAAGAGGGAUCCAAUUUAAUUUUCCUUUAAUUAGUAGAUCAAACAGUGAGCAAGUAUAUGACAUACCGACCCAAGGACCGAAUAUAAAUGUUCAAAGAACAUCUGUAGUUCGAAACUAUGUAAAUUUACGCAGAAAAACAUUGCAAAUUAUUAAUAGUGGGAAUAAUAUUUAUUUAAUAAAUUUUUUUUUUGAUGCUCUUUAUGACGUUGAAAUAUCGAUUCAUUUUUGUUGCAAAGAAGGGUUUACAGAAAAACGAGAAUUAUUUUAUUCGCCAGGGAAAUACAAAACUAUUACAAAAGUGUUUCCGAAAGAAACAAAUCAAAUGUAUAUAAGUCAACCGGAGGAAGGAAUUAAUUUAAAGUUAUUUGAUAUUAAUGAUUUAAAAUCGAAACCAAAUUAUGAAUAUAUAAUACCUAUUUUGAUAAUACUUAAAGGUAUAGGUACACCAGUACCACAGGCCCAAUAUAAUUAUGCUUAUUUAGAAGAAAAGGAAACAAAAGAAAAUAGUAAAUCAGAAAAAGAAUAUCGAAUUGUUCUUUAUAGGCAAAAAAUACAAUUUGCAAAUAAAUAUUUUGAGGUCCAAGAAAUUUUUGGAAUUGAAAAAUCAAAUACUCCACAACCAAACCCCGUUGAUACAUCUUUCUCUGGAAAAGAAUGUGUAAUUUGCCUUACAGAAGAACGAAACACCGCUAUAUUACCAUGUAGACAUAUGUGUCUUUGUAAUACGUGUGCCAAUAUUGUCAGGAUGCAAAACACGAAAUGCCCUAUUUGUAGGCAAGGAGUUAAAGGAUUGCUACAAAUUGCAGUUGAUAACAAAAAGGGAUGA